AUGCUCGAGGGAAAGAAAGAGGAUGACAAAUCACAGAGCGACACAAGACCCUCUUGGCAGAGGGGAACGGUUCCGAGUGAAGCAGAUGAUUCCGAUGACAUUGACUGGGAUGCACCUCCGCCGUACGAACAAUACUUUGGGAAUGACCAGAGAAAUGUGUCUACAACAUUGGAAGACAAUGGCCGGAUCAGCAUGUUCUUCGGAGGAGCUGGUGGUCGUUACCCAAGUCUCCCUCCACUUCCAGUAUAUGAUCCUCGGGUAGAACAGGUGCGAAGUUCAGCAGCUCAGUCCUAUCCUUUGCUUAAUAUCGUCCUACAAGUUGUGGGAAGUCGAGGGGACGUCCAACCAUUUAUUGCUCUCGGACAAGAACUGGAACUUGUCGGCCAUCGAGUCCGAAUAGCAACCCAUAAUGUUUUCGAGCAAUUUGUUCAAGAUUCUGGACUAGAAUUCUUUCCAAUUGGCGGGGAUCCCACAGAAUUGAUGGCUUACAUGGUGAAGAAUCCCGGAAUCAUUCCCAAAUUCGCAACCAUUCGAGCCGGAGACAUAUCCAAGAAACGCAAAAUGAUCAGCGAAAUGCUCAAAGGCUGUUGGAGGUCAUGCAUCGAUCCCGACCCUUCAACAGGUGCUCCCUUCGUAGCCGAAGCCAUCAUUGCAAAUCCUCCGAGCUUCGCACAUAUGCACUGUGCUCAAGCAAUGGGAAUCCCGGUACAUCUUAUGUUCACGAUGCCAUGGACUGCAACGCGAGCGUUCCCACAUCCCCUGGCGAACGUGCAGCUUGCGGACACGGAUCCGAAGACGACCAAUUUUCUCUCGUAUGGCUUAGUUGACAUGAUGACUUGGCAAGGUCUGGGAGAUGUGGUCAACCACUGGCGGAAGAAUACACUAAAUCUCGAACCCCUCCCAGCAAUGGUUGGCGCAAACUUGGCCAACUACCUCAAAGUCCCCUUCACGUAUUGCUGGUCAUCAGCAUUGAUUCCAAAGCCAUUCAACUGGCCUUCACAUAUUGACGUCUGUGGAUUCUUCUUCCGCAAUGCCCCGGACUACAACCCAUUCCCAGAAUUAGAUCAAUUCCUCAGGGCGGGACCACCUCCAAUUUAUAUUGGCUUUGGCUCCAUUGUGAUGGAAGACCCUCAUCAGAUGACUCGUAUCAUUUUAGAUGCGGUUCGAAUAUGUGGGGUGAGAGCUAUUGUGUCCAAGGGGUGGAGCAAGCUUGGAAGUGGCGUUGAGCAUCACGAAGAUGUUCUUUUUAUCGGAGAUUGCCCUCACGAAUGGCUCUUCAAGCACGUCUCAGCCGUGAUCCACCAUGGCGGAGCGGGAACAACAGCCUGCGGUCUCCUCAACGGCCGCCCAACAGCCAUCGUCCCCUUCUUCGGAGAUCAACCUUUCUGGGCCAACAUGGUCUUCUCCGCUGGCGCUGGUCCUCGCCCCCUCGACGGCAAAACCCUCGACGCCUCCACCCUGGCCACUGCUAUAGAGACUCUCCUCCACCCAUCGACCAUCCAAGCAGCAAACAGAAUCUCUGACAGGAUGAGGAACGAGAGCGGUAUCAAAUCUGCAGUCCGAUCCUUCCACCGCAACCUUCCAAUUCGAGAAAUGCACUGUGACAUGGUGCCCCGACAACCCGCAACAUGGUGUUGGAAGAAAGGGAAGCGGACGCUGAAGUUGAGUCAUCGAGCUGCGUCAAUUUUAGUCGAGCAUAAAAAAAUCGAAGCUUCGUCUUUGGAGAUAUAUAGACCCAAGCCCAUCUCAAUCGAAAACCGCCGCUGGGAUCCUAUCACAGCAACCACAUCCGCUUUCCUCGACGGCGUUGUAGACGUCGGAUCCGCGUUCGGAAAUCUUGUCGAAUCGCCAAUAAAAGAAUACCGGAAAGUCAAGUCUAUGGAACGGGAGAACUCCAACCUCUCUUCGCUAUCACACUCAGAUUCCAGCACGCUCAGUAUCCGGAGCGGCAAGACUGGAAUGACAGGAAGCAGUGUAAUCGGCCAAUCCGCUGCUGGCGCAGCAGGCAAAGCCGUAGGCCGCGGCUUCGAAAAAGUUGGAAUGGCAGUUACGAAAGGCGUGAUCGACUUACCUCGCGCCGUCGCCGAUGGACUACAUAAUGUUCCAGCGUUGUACGGAGAGGAAGUGAGGGAUUAUGGCGAGAUUAGGGGGUGGAAGAGUGGUGGCAAGGUAGGGGUGAAGAGUAUGGGAUAUGGAUUUUAUGAUGGCUAUGUCGGAUUUUUUACGCAGCCAUAUAAAGGGGCAAGAGAUGGAGGGGCGUUUGGGUUGGUAAAGGGGAUUUUUAAGGGGUGUGCGGGGCUGUUAACGCAGCCUGGUCAUGCAAUCUUCGGAGUCGUCGCCUACCCAGCGCUUGGUCUAUAUAGAAGCCUCAACACAGCCCAUGUAACCGGUGCCCAAGGUGAGAUCCUAAUAGCGCAGAAAGAGUACGGCAUUUUCCUUGCGGAGACGGAUCGAAUGGAUAAGGGGGAGGUAGAGAGGGUUAUGAAGGAUUUCGAUGAGAUGUGGCUAGCGGUGAGGGAAGUAUGA
This is a messenger RNA of Hyaloscypha bicolor E, 2526 nucleotides long. Its product is annotated as glycosyltransferase family 1 protein. Gene Ontology annotation, biological process: carbohydrate metabolic process. Gene Ontology annotation, molecular function: UDP-glycosyltransferase activity; hexosyltransferase activity. Lineage: Eukaryota; Fungi; Ascomycota; Leotiomycetes; Helotiales; Hyaloscyphaceae. The coding region runs from base 1 to 2526 and encodes 841 amino acids. The transcript has 10 exons. The record is from RefSeq and is a predicted model, not a curated record.